Messenger RNA from Oryzias latipes (Japanese medaka), 3472 nucleotides. It is a transcript of the gene tgm1l1, whose product is annotated as transglutaminase 1 like 1. Gene Ontology annotation, molecular function: protein-glutamine gamma-glutamyltransferase activity. NCBI's taxonomy places the organism in Eukaryota, Metazoa, Chordata, Actinopteri, Beloniformes, Adrianichthyidae. Gene Ontology annotation, biological process: peptide cross-linking. The record is from RefSeq and is a predicted model, not a curated record.
GGUGACAACCAUAAGUACCGCGCAUUCCUGGACAGGCGCACAAGCGUUCAGAUCCAAAAACGGAGCCGGACUAAACUUUAUCCAACUUAGGGAAAAACUAGAAGUUCCACCGAAAGUUUGAAGAGGAAUCCAAGCAGAAAAAAUGCCAGGCGAGCGGUUAACAGUCAGAGGGGCCUCUGAAGUCGGGCGUUUUCCAGGUGCUGCCCCGCCCACCAGGGUGGAGGUUUCCAUUCAGAGGCAGGAAAAGAAGCGGGAAGAUGGAGGUUGCCGCCGCUGGUUCAGGAAGAUCUGCCCGUGCUGCUGCAAGCGUCAGAACAGUUCUUCCUAUGACGUCACAGACAAAGUGGAGCUGAAAGUCCCAAGCCCCACCCCACCUCCCGUUAUCAGCCCCGAGCCCACCAAACCCAAACCUGAGAAUGGAGAAGCAAAGGAAAUGGAAGAAAUAAAGCUGAAGGUGUGCUCAGUGGACCUUCUCAGCUCCAGAACUGGUCAGAACAGAAAGGAGCAUCAUACCGACUUGUACCACGGCGAUGAGUUGAUCAUCCGCAGAGGACAGACCUUCCAGAUGGAGAUGGAGCUUAACCGUCCGUAUGACCCAGACACCGAUAAGAUACUCCUGGAGCUAAAAACAGGGCCGCUGCCUUUGGUGUCCAAAGGAACCCACAUCAUCAUCCCCUUGGUGGACCACCUGGAGGACGGACGGUGGGAGGCCAAGAUUACCGAUCAAAGCGACAACAAGAUCAAGCUGUCCGUGAACUCUCCAGCCAACGCCGUCGUGGGCCUGUACGGCUUCACCGUCACCAGUCGCCAUGUGAAAAAUGAAACGGCCAACACUCACAAUCCGGACAAGAACAUCGUCAUACUCUUCAACCCUUGGUGUGAAGAGGACACGGUGUUCCUGGACGAUGAGGAGCAGAGGAAGGAGUAUGUGCUGAACGACACCGGCAGAAUUUACUACGGCACAGAGAAACAAAUCGGCGCUCGCACAUGGAACUUCGGACAGUUUCAUGAAGGCAUUCUGGAAGCGUGCUUCUUCAUCCUGGAAAAGAGUGACAUGCCCCCGUCUGGUCGCCGAGAUCCCAUCAACGUGGUCCGAGUCAUAUCGGCCAUGAUAAACAUCCAGGACGACUUCGGCGUUCUGGUGGGGAAUUGGUCAGGGAAUUACUCUGACGGCGUCUCUCCUAACGCGUGGACCAGCAGUAUAGAGAUCCUAAGGAAAUACCACUCGACCGGUGGGGAGCCGGUGAAAUAUGGACAGUGCUGGGUCUUCUCUGCGGUCACCACAACAGUCCUCCGCUGUUUGGGAAUCCCCACCCGCAGUGUGACCAACUUCCAGUCUGCACACGACACGGACGUGUCUCUCACCACAGACGUGUAUUACGAUGAAAACAUGGAGCCGAUUGACGAGCUCAAUAGUGACUCUGUCUGGAACUUCCAUGUGUGGAAUGACUGCUGGAUGGCCAGACCAGACCUGCCUCCUGGUUAUGGAGGCUGGCAGGCUGUUGACUCCACCCCCCAGGAGACGAGCCAGGGCACCUUCCGCUGUGGCCCCGCCUCCCUAAUUGCCAUCCGCUCCGGUCACGUUUAUCUAAAACACGACGUGCCUUUUGUCUUCGCUGAGGUCAACAGUGAUAAAAUCCACUGGCAGAGGAACCUGGACGGUACUUUCAGUCAGGUCCACAUUGAGAAAAAAGCUGUGGGCCACUGCAUCAGCACCAAAGCAGUGGGCUCAGAUGAUCGGGAAGACAUCACAUACCUGUACAAGCACCCAGAAGGUUCAGAGGAGGAGCGCAUCGCCGUGGAGACGGCCAGUCGCUAUGGCAGCAAGCCAGAGGUGUACUCUGCGCCCAUAGCAGAAGAUGUAUGUGUGGAAGUGAAGAUGGAUGGCGAGGGGCCCCGCAUUGGAUCCGAUGCCCAGCUGAGCAUCGUGGUGAAGAACAUGAGCUCGCAGCCCCGCCGGGCGACUCUGCACAGCCAGGCUGCCAUCAUGUACUACACCGGUGUGCUGAAGAACGCUAUAAAGAAGGAUCAGAUACUAGUGGAGCUUUUGCCCAAUGAAGAAAAGAGCAUUGAGUGGGUUCUGCCGUACCAGCAGUACCAGGACCAGCUGGUGGAUCAGGCGGCUCUGAUGAUGACCCUUUCAGGAAGGGUCACCGAAACGAAGCAAGUGCUGGCCAACCAGAUGACUUUCAGGCUGCGUACACCUGACCUCAAAAUAACCCCUCUAGGAGAAGCCGUGGUUGGUAAAGAGAUGUCAGCCAAGAUCACCUUCACCAACCCGCUGCCGCGCACGCUGAAGGGAGUGCUGUUCAGAGUGGAGGGCCUGGGACUUCAGAAGGGUCACGAAGUGGUUGUCGGGGAUGUUGGCGGUCACUCGACCGUGACCCUGACCGAACACUUCAUCCCCACCCAACCCGGAACCAGGAAGCUGGUGGCGUCUCUUGACUGUAAACAGCUCUCACAAGUGCACGGAGUGGCGGACAUUGUUGUCCUUGAAAAAUGAGAAACCUGUCCUCCCAUAGAUCCACUUUUUAAAUCAAAUUAUAUAGUUAGCUAACAUCCAAAGCUCUUUUUUUUCACUGCUGGAAGAUUUUUGAUACUUCAUGUCUUAACAGAAAUAUUGGCCUUUAUUUUUUUAAAUUGCCUACACUUUAUUAACAAUGUAUAUUAAAGUUAAAAAUCGAAUACUAAUGCACUUCAGGACACUGAGCAAAGCACGUGAAGGUGCAAUUCUUGCUCAUUUGAAGACAUUGUAUAUACUAUAUGUAGUACAGCUCUGAAAGACCCACUACCAUGAGAAUAAUGGUGAUUUUAAGAGGUUUUUGUGGCAUUUUUCUCAUGAUAUACGGAGAAAAUGAAGAUUAAAAUUCCAUUAUAAAGCAUUUUUUUAUUCAAAAAAUGCAGUUUGAAAAAAAAACAAUAUAUGACAUAGAAAAUACUAAGAGGUUGGGGUUUUGAGGGACUAUAAGCUAGCGGGAAGUGGGGCGGGGUUGCCAACCUACAACUCAGAGGCAAAUUUCUAAUGAACUACCGCAGAAACUAUUUCCCAGAAAACAACAGUUUUUGGGACAAUCAUAAUAAAAUACUACCAAUGCUUUGAAAAUAGAUCAAAAGCUGAUCAGAGUGGGCCUUGAAUGUGAAAAAUUUUGAUGAAAUGAAGGCUUUUAUGAAGGGAUUGUACUGUGAAAUGUUUGCUUCACACAAAUCGCGUUAUACCGAAUAUAUUGAGGCAUUUUCUGUAUCACGUUAUCCCAUUUUUAGUUUUUAAAUGGAAAAAUAAUCCCCAGGUCCUCGCUUUGCAUUUUUUGUGUGUAAUUCUCCAUCAUUGUUUGUAUACUAGAGCUGAUCCUGGUUCUAACAUCAGCACUCAAUACACUCUGUAUAAUGUGAAGAAAACUAUAUAUAACCCUAACAUUAAUGUAUUUUAUCUUCCAGGAAUGUAUAUGUAUCAUAAUAAAAGUCAUAAAAGUCA